GCCCAGAGCUCGCCAAAGAGGCUUCCAGAAGCCUCUGUCGAUGAGGAGUCGGACGAGGAGAUCAAGGACAUCAAAAGCGGCAUCCGGUCCCAACUGUUGAGUUGGGCCAAAGACCCGGGCAUGCCGAUGGAUGAGCAGAAGCGCUGCGUCAGACAGCUUCUGGCUCAAUGGCACCCCGACAAGAACCGGCACAUCGGGCCGACGGCAACGCGCAUCUUCCAGUUUAUCCAGGAGGAGGUGGAGCGCAUCGUUGCACAACUGGGUGCCGCUGCAGACGCCGCUGCGAGGCGGCAGGCUGAUGCAGCUGAGCGGAAGGCCCAACGAUCGGCCGAGAAGUCGGCAAAGGCCUCGGCGCUCGAGGCGGCGAGACAGGAGAA
Molecule: messenger RNA, 377 nt
Organism: Symbiodinium sp. CCMP2456
Lineage: Eukaryota; Dinophyceae; Suessiales; Symbiodiniaceae
Source: the annotation of a GenBank genome assembly